AUGGCAGCCCUCACCGCCCGCCGCCCCCCAAACCCCCCCCGGACAUCCACAGCCCCCACCGGCUCCUCCCUCCACCUCACCCUCCCCUCCUCCUCCUCCUCCUCCGCCCUCCCCCCCAAGGACACCGACCACCGCCACCUCUCGUCCAAGUUCAAACACAUGUUUGAGAACCAAAAGUACGCCAUCUUUAAUGCCUCGGUGACGCUGCAUGAAGUGGGGAAUGUGCCGCAGCUGGAGGGCGAGUUUGCGGUGGGAUGGCGGUUUAGGGGGAAGAAGCCUAGGGGGAAGGAGAGUUUGGAGCUGCAUGAGAAGCAUCUGGGCCCUCUACCGAAACCAUCGCUCCCCAAUCUACGUAUAUCCAACCCUUCCUCCUCUUCAGCAUCAGUCAAAACAAACUCUACAUCCUCCUCCAUCCCCGCUCCCUCCACCUCUGGCUCCCUCCUCAACCCCGAACACCACCGUUCCCAAAAACCCCACAAACUCUUCUCCCUCCCACCGCCUCUCCAUCUCGGCCACCAUGCCCCGGACCAACGCCCCGAAAAGAAGAGUUCCGACCCCACCCCUCUCAAACAAGUCCUCACCAGCAGCGAUAUGGAAGGCGGGCACAUGCAGCAGUGGCCCAUGGAGUCGCCAGGGAUCAUGGAAGAGCUCGACGGCGACUACUUUGAAGAACCCUCCGGUUCCAGCGGCUCUUGGGAAAGGCCCGAAAGCGCUGGAGGCACCUCGUCGGGGAGUCAGGGGAGUAUCAGUGUGGUCACUGGGGGACCGCAAGUGAAUGUACAUCGGGCGAGUAUGAAUUCGCCUUCGACGCCGAUAUUGAGGGAUCAACAGAAUCGGGCGGGGCAGUUGUCUAUCCCCUUUCCUGGAGGGGGUGGGGGCGGGGGGAAGGAGGGGGGGUUGCCGGCGCCGGUGAGGUCGGGGACUAUGCCUUCGCAUACGCCCUACCUGGACGCGUUCGAGAAAGACAGUUUGGCCCCAGGCCCGCCGGGGACGAGGAGGACGUUGUCGGCCAAUACGGCUGCGACGGCGGAAACGUCUUCUUUUGCCAACUCUUUUCACCCCCAUUCGCGCGACUUUGAGAAAACCCGUCUCCCGCGCGUCAGAUCGACUUCUGGCCCCAUGCCGACCCUCGGAGGAGGAGGAGGGGAGAGGGAUGCAGAGCUGGUGUCGACACAUCGGAAAGGCGAGACGCCUGUUCGGCCGCUCAAGGCCCAUACGUGUAAAUGGGAUUUCGAAUUACACCAUACUCUGCGUAUUCCUCUCUUCAAACCGAACACCAAUGGUGCUGGGGGUGGGGGAGGGAAGAAGGGGGAUGCGAUGUUACUCGGGAACGGCCCGACCUCAGAGUCGGGCUUAGAAUUGACCAUCUUGCAGUACCCUGCGAACGCCAAUGCCGCCGGAGGGGGAGGGGUUGGAAAGAGUGUACAGGCGAGUGCUAGGGCUUCGCCAGUACCGAGUAUGAUUGGAGGCUCGAACCCAUCCGUCGUUGCUUCGGGUUUGGAAGCCGUCACAGCCGGAAAGAAAGACGGCCGCAAACUCGACCGUACACCCGUCAAAUUCGGAACAGUCAACAUCGACCUCGCGCCCUUUGCUGCUCAAAUCCUUGCUUCCCACUCUGGCGGACCCACCUCCGCUUCCGGCGCCAACGGGCCAGGGGGAGGGGGAGGAGGGAGGAUGACAAGAAGGUUCUUGUUGAAGGGGAGUCGGACGAAUGCGACGGUCAAGGUUUCGGUGGAGAUGGAGUGGAUGGGAGGUGAGGCGAAUUGGGUGGCUCCGCCGAUGCAGGAAGGACAUCAUGUGAUGGGGGUCAAUGAGUUGAUGGUUGAUAAUCAUGAUUCCCAUCGACCUGACUUGUUGUUGGCAAAGACGCCGUCGGCUUCCAGCUCUGAUUCAACCCCAUUAGAGCGGACGAGCACGAAUAUGACGACGCUCUCUGGUAUAUCCAACUACAGCCCCUUCUCCCACCACAACACCCCCGGGCAGAGUAAUCAUUCCCUCCAACUCACGCGCACCCGAACAGGCGGUACGUCCGGUACACUCGGGACCCUUGCGAGUAUCAGCGCGGGCGGGGGAGGGCCCUAUGAUACAUAUGAACAUCACCUCCACGCGCCAAGUCCGAGUCCGACGAGGUCUCCGAGGAGGAAGGGGAAGAGGGUGGAGUUGGAUUUGGAGGGGACGACGCCGAAAGCGCCGAGUUCGUCGAGGAUGGGUUCGCCUGUGAGGUCUGAACCCGAUCGUGAUCGUGGGCGUAGACAUCAUUCCACGCGUACACCACGCAAACCUUCACCUUCCCCUGCCCGAAGCUUGUUGAAUCUCGACGUAACGCGACCAUCGCCUUCGAGGCAGAAUACCCACUCGCCUUUACCGCCCCCUCCACCUCUCAUCCCGUCGUUGCACGAUAUGCAGCAUACCCCGAACCAUCGGCAUCACACCCACCAUCUCCGCCCGGGGCACACACCGUCCUCAAAGCAUACAGACAUGCACGACCUCCCCCCCGAGACCAUCAUCGAAGCCAUCUUCAACCCCCACCCCGCCAAAGAAGCCGGCCCCUUCACAUACGUCUCUCUCAACGCCGACGGGCAUCCGGAGGGGUAUAGUAUGGGCCUGGGGAAGGGGGAGGUGGAGGAGAGGAUGGUGAGGGAUGCGAAUGGGGAUGAGGAGCGGUAUGCGUAUUCCCGCUCGGGGUUGGGGGUGGAUUUGGAAGGAGGGGUGGAUGGGAAGGGGAAGAUGGGAGGAGGAGGGGGGCAUAAGUUGGGGUGGAGGAUGAGGGGGAGGGCGAAAGCGGAGAGAGGGAAUACGGCGAGGGUCGUUUCGGCGCAGGGGUGUGGGGGAAAGUUGAAGGGGAAGGAGAUGAAGUCGAAUUCGACUUGA
This is a messenger RNA of Cryptococcus wingfieldii CBS 7118, 2871 nucleotides long. RefSeq lists its product as hypothetical. The record is from RefSeq and is a predicted model, not a curated record. Lineage: Eukaryota; Fungi; Basidiomycota; Tremellomycetes; Tremellales; Cryptococcaceae. The transcript has 3 exons. Bases 1 to 2871 code for a protein of 956 amino acids.